AUGAAGGGAACACUGAUAAUGCUACUUCAACAAACUAUUUUAAAUGGAAGAAACAUCUCGACAAGCCAUUCACAUCUUGUCUUUUGGAGCUGCAAGAGAAAGGACAUAUGGCUAAUGGAAAUUGCAAGAAUGGAGCUUAUGGAAUGCUUGAGAAAAUGA
This is a messenger RNA of Linum tenue, 159 nucleotides long. The record is from the annotation of a GenBank genome assembly. NCBI's taxonomy places the organism in Eukaryota, Viridiplantae, Streptophyta, Magnoliopsida, Malpighiales, Linaceae.